GCCUUGUCCGUGUAAGCGCGAGUGCGCGAGGCCGAGGGUAGAGAUGGUUGAAGGGCAUGCAUGUUAAUUAUAUUAAUCUGAGCUGGAACAGACCAUGGAACGCUUCAGUCUUUUGUGCAACACUUCCUCAUCGAAAUUUGGCUCGUUUCGAAAACCGACCCCUCAAAAACUCUUCGCGUCCUCGACAUGACAAAACGCUGGCAGGCAUGGCUCUCCCCGCGGCCGUCGCGGCGCUCAAACAUUGCCGCCGAGGCCGAGUUCACGGCGGUGCACGGCUCCGCCCUGAUCCAGUCCUUCAACGACGCCGACACGGGGCGCUGGCACGUCGUGGAGACGCACUACGUCGGCAACAAGCUGGCGAGGGACGGGAAAUCGGGCCCGCCGCUACACAUCCACAUCAAGCAGGUCGAGUAUUUCGAGGUCAUGCAGGGUGUCAUGGCCGUCGACAUCAACGGGACGCAGCACAGGCUCACACGCGAGUCCGGGCGGGUCACCGUCCCCCGCGGUGCUCGCCAUCGGUUCUGGGUGCACCCCGACAGCCAGGAGGAUCUGGUCUUCCGGUUCGAUACGGACCCGCAGGACGUCGACAACAUCUUUGACGAGCGCUACCUCAAAAACUCCCUCGGCUACAUUGCCGACUGCGGCCGCGAGGGCCUUGUCCCGUCCUUUCCGCAGCUCUUGUUGAUGAACAUUGACCACGGGACCGUCUUCACGCCCCCGUUCUGGCUGCCGAUCUGGAUGCUGGUCGCGUUCCACCACGUCGUGGGCUACUGGAUAGGCGGGCGUAUUUUGGGGUACAAGUCGUCAUAUCCCGAGUACAGUGACGACCCCCGGGCGAGAUGAACGAGGUUUCAAGGGCCGGUGUUUGAAGUUUCGCAUGUGGAGUUUAUGAUGACGGAAAAUAACGCCAUAUAUGCAUGGGACAUAUGUACAUCAAGCCAACAGCGGCUGCCAGCCGACCAGAAGCCAUGAAUCUCUCGCCAGAACAGACAACAGCACCCCAAAGACAGUCCAGCCUAUCGCUGCAGCAGUGCAAAGUCGCGCAACGGUGUUAUGGGGCAAUCUAGCAGGUGAAGACGGCAGGGCCGGGGAUCUUGUAGGAGGUGACGACGGGCCAGUAGAUGCUGAGUGUGACGCCGGGGUCGUUGGCCUGAGUAGGAAGCAAAGAGUCAGCUGCCGUCCACAUGGCCAGACCAAGAGAACAAAAAAAACCCACCUUGUACGCGCCCGGGAAGCUGACGGUCGAUGGCGUCUUGGUGCCGGUGCCGCCGACGACGUUGAUCUGGGCGCACUCCAUGUAGAACUGGGCGCCGCCGGG
Molecule: messenger RNA, 1318 nt
Organism: Gaeumannomyces tritici R3-111a-1
Lineage: Eukaryota; Fungi; Ascomycota; Sordariomycetes; Magnaporthales; Magnaporthaceae
Exons: 4
Coding region: 187-843 (218 amino acids)
Source: RefSeq, a predicted model, not a curated record